AUGGUACAGUCUGUAGUGGGACUCCAGUAAUGAAGCUCAGUUGAUCAGUCUCUUAUAGAUGCCGAACGGUGAUUGCUCAGCUAUGUAAUUUUGGAUUUGUGAUAUCUUAGACAAGUCUGAAAAAAGAAAUGACCAUGUAGAUGCCAACUGCCCGGAUCCAGCAUAAUGGGAAAGAGUGAAUGGAGUGCAAUUGGACUGCAAUCUUGAAAACAGCCAUCUUGUGGACUAUCACCUGGUGGGAGACAUUUCUAUCACUCAUUGCUUACUCUGCUCAUGUUACUGUUCACAUAAAGUGGAUUUGUUCUUAGGCUGGAAUUUGAGUUUCUAUCUUUACAAAUUUUUAAUUUGUACAUAGCACACUGAACAGAGCAAUAUUAUCAGCAGCAAUGGGUGACAUGACCAACAGCGAUUUUUAUUCAAAGAACCAAAGAAAUGAGGCCAAUCAUGCAGGAGAAUUUGGGUGUACGCUUCAGGAUCUGCGUUCUCUUAUGGAACUUCGAGGAACGGAAGCAGUGGUUAAAAUUAAAGAGACGUACGGGGACACAGAAGGCCUCUGUAGACACUUGAAUACUUCGCCAAUAGAAGGAUUACCUGGCACUACUGCUGACCUAGAUAAAAGAAGGCUAAUUUUUGGGAAAAACUUUAUACCUCCAAAGAAGCCAAAAACUUUCAUACAGUUAGUCUGGGAAGCAUUACAGGAUGUGACUCUCAUCAUUUUGGAAAUCGCAGCCAUUAUAUCUCUUGGACUCUCAUUUUAUCAUCCACCUGGAGAAGGAAAUGAAGCGUGUGCCACCGCUGCAGGAGGAGGUGAAGAUGAAGGUGAGGCAGAAGCUGGUUGGAUUGAAGGGGCUGCCAUUCUGCUCUCGGUUAUAUGUGUGGUGCUGGUUACAGCCUUUAAUGACUGGAGCAAAGAGAAGCAGUUCCGUGGACUUCAGAGUCGUAUUGAACAAGAACAAAAGUUUACCGUAGUCCGAGGUGGACAUGUAAUUCAGAUUCCUGUAGCAGAGAUUGUAGUUGGUGACAUUGCACAAGUCAAAUAUGGUGACCUACUACCUACUGAUGGAGUUUUUAUUCAAGGAAACGAUCUUAAAAUUGAUGAAAGCUCUUUAACUGGAGAGUCAGAUCAAGUCCGCAAAUCCGUUGACAAAGAUCCAAUGCUGCUUUCAGGUACCCAUGUCAUGGAAGGCUCAGGAAGAAUGCUGGUAACUGCAGUGGGAGUUAAUUCCCAAACAGGCAUCAUCUUUACUCUACUAGGUGCUGGAGAGGAAGAGGAAAAAAAAGAUAAAAAAGUAGAUUCUUCCCAUUCCUCCUUCCAUCCUCCUUCAACUACAGAUGGGGCAGCAAGUGCAAUUGCCACUGAUAAUGCAAAUACCAGCUUAGUCAAUGGCAAAAUGCAGGAUGGGAAUAUGGAAAACAGCCAGAAUAAAGCCAAACAGCAGGAUGGGGCAGCUGCAAUGGAGAUGCAGCCACUCAAGAGUGCUGAAGGUGGAGAGAGAGAUGAUAAAGACAAGAGGAAAGCCAACAUGCCUAAGAAAGAGAAAUCUGUCCUCCAAGGAAAGCUAACUAAAUUGGCUGUCCAAAUAGGCAAAGCAGGUUUGGUAAUGUCAGCAAUUACUGUCAUCAUUUUAGUACUAUACUUUAGUAUUGAAAACUUCGUUGUCAAGAAAAAGCCAUGGCUGCCUGAAUGCACACCUGUAUAUGUUCAGUAUUUUGUCAAGUUCUUCAUUAUUGGUGUGACUGUGCUUGUAGUUGCUGUUCCAGAAGGACUUCCACUGGCAGUUACCAUCUCCCUUGCUUAUUCUGUAAAACCACCAGAAAAGGAAGGUGGUCUACCUCGUCAGGUUGGCAACAAGACAGAAUGUGGAUUGCUUGGAUUUGUGGUGGAUCUAAAGCAGGAUUAUCAGCCUGCUCGAAAUCAAAUGCCUGAAGAGAAACUCUACAAAGUUUACACAUUUAACUCUGUGAGAAAGUCAAUGAGCACUGUCAUUAAAAUGCCAGAUGACAGCUUCCGAAUGUAUAGCAAAGGGGCUUCUGAAAUUGUCCUAAAGAAAUGUUCUAAGAUUCUUAAUGCUGCAGGAGAGCUUCGCAUUUUUAGACCUCGUGACAGAGAUGAGAUGGUUAAGAAAGUGAUUGAGCCCAUGGCCUGUGAUGGAUUGAGAACCAUCUGUGUUGCUUAUCGAGACUUUCCCAGCGAUCCUGAACCAGAAUGGGACAAUGAAAAUGAUAUUUUAAACGAUCUUACAUGCAUUUGUGUGGUUGGCAUAGAAGAUCCUGUAAGACCAGAGGUCCCAGAAGCCAUAAGAAAGUGCCAGCGAGCUGGAAUUACAGUUCGCAUGGUUACGGGAGAUAACAUCAAUACAGCUCGUGCCAUUGCCAUAAAAUGUGGAAUUAUUCACCCUGGUGAAGAUUUCCUCUGUAUUGAAGGAAAGGAAUUUAAUCGAAGGAUUCGAAAUGAGAAGGGAGAUAUAGAGCAGGAACGCAUUGAUAAGAUAUGGCCAAAACUUCGUGUCCUUGCUCGUUCAUCACCCACAGAUAAACAUACUUUGGUAAAAGGUAUCAUUGACAGCACGCAAGUGGAACAGAGGCAGGUUGUAGCAGUGACUGGUGAUGGAACUAAUGAUGGACCAGCUCUUAAAAAAGCUGAUGUUGGCUUUGCAAUGGGUAUUGCAGGAACAGACGUGGCAAAGGAAGCUUCUGAUAUUAUCCUCACAGAUGACAACUUCAGUAGUAUUGUGAAAGCUGUAAUGUGGGGCCGUAAUGUUUAUGACAGUAUUUCUAAGUUCCUGCAGUUCCAGCUUACCGUAAACGUGGUGGCUGUGAUCGUGGCUUUCACUGGUGCUUGCAUUACCCAGGAUUCUCCUCUGAAAGCUGUACAGAUGCUAUGGGUCAAUUUGAUUAUGGACACUUUUGCUUCUCUUGCUCUGGCUACGGAACCUCCCACAGAAUCCCUUCUGCUAAGAAAACCAUAUGGUAGAAACAAAGCCCUUAUUUCUCGUACCAUGAUGAAAAAUAUUCUGGGUCAUGCUGUGUAUCAACUCACUCUAAUUUUUACUCUCCUUUUUGUUGGUGAAAAAAUGUUCAUGAUCGAUAGUGGCAGAAACGCACCACUCCACUCUCCACCUUCUGAGCACUACACCAUCAUCUUCAAUACUUUUGUCAUGAUGCAACUAUUUAAUGAAAUCAAUGCACGCAAAAUCCAUGGUGAAAGGAAUGUUUUUGAUGGCAUCUUUAGAAACCCUAUAUUUUGCACUAUUGUAUUGGGUACAUUCGCUGUACAGAUAGUAAUUGUUCAAUUUGGUGGGAAACCUUUUAGUUGUUCUCCUUUGGAACUUGACCAAUGGAUGUGGUGUGUAUUUAUUGGAUUAGGUGAACUUGUAUGGGGGCAGGUCAUUGCAACCAUCCCAACCAGUAGGUUAAAAUUUCUAAAGGAAGCAGGAGGGCUUACAUUAAAAGAAGAAGUGCCCGAAGAGGAGAUGAGUGAAGAUGUAGAAGAGAUAGAUCAUGCAGAGAGGGAACUUCGCCGUGGACAAAUCCUCUGGUUCAGAGGGCUUAAUAGAAUCCAAACCCAGAUCCGCGUCGUGAAGGCAUUCCGUAGCUCUCUCUAUGAAGGUUUGGAAAAACCGGAAUCUAGAACCUCCAUUCACAACUUUAUGACUCAUCCUGAAUUUAGGAUAGAAGAUUCCCAGCCCCAUAUUCCUCUCAUUGAUGACACAGAACUAGAAGAAGACUCUGUCCUCAAGCAAAAGCCGAGUCCCCCAUCUUCACUGAACAAGAACAAUAGUGCUAUUGACAGUGGGAUCAACCUUACAACUGACACAAGCAAAUCAGCUACCUCUUCUAGUCCAGGAAGCCCAAUCCAUAGCCUGGAAACAUCACUUUAGCUGAAAAAGUCACUGCAAAAAUAUCAAUAUCAAUAAUAAUAAUAUAUAACAGAGACUAAUAAGUAUAAACAAUGCUGGCUGAGAAGCUGUUUGAAUUCCUGAUCACUUUGAAGAAACAGAUAAAUGAAUGCAUCAUUAGUCACAGUGAUUUUUGGAAGAAUGAAUGGUUGAUUGACAUAUUCCCCCUUUUGUCUCCUGCAGAAACAAACAAAAACAAUACAAACGCUAUCCUGCAUGAAUGUAUUACCCACUUCAACCUGACCUCCUUUUUAAUUCCUUGAACAGGAAAAGGAGAAGACUUAUUUGAAGCUAUUUAUCCAAUUCACCAGUUUGUGAGUUUUUUAAAUGCUUGUGUGGCAUGGACUCAGUUGUAUAGAUUAAUUUAAAUUUUUUUUUUGAAAUUGCAAAGCUUAACUUGCACAAUAGAUUUGCACCAGUUGGCCAGAGGAACCUAAAAUGAACAUUUAUGAAAAUAUAUAUAGAAAUAUAUAAAUAAUAUAUUAUAACUAUAUAUAUAUAUAUAAAAAAUAUA
This is a messenger RNA of Thamnophis sirtalis, 4413 nucleotides long. NCBI's taxonomy places the organism in Eukaryota, Metazoa, Chordata, Lepidosauria, Squamata, Natricidae. The record is from RefSeq and is a predicted model, not a curated record.